AUGGCUCUGCAAGACUUGCUGCACCGCCGGCCCUGCUCCCCGCCGCCCCCGUGGCCCCUGCCACCCCCCUGCCCGGCGCCUGCCGGCACCCCCUGCCCCCUGCCCCACGGCACCACCACGCUGGCCUUCCGGCUGGCCCAGGGCGUGGUGGCAGCGGCUGACACCCGCUCGUCCUGCGGCACCUACGUGGCCUGCCCGGCCUCCCGCAAGGUGCUCCCCGUCCACGCCCGGCUGCUGGCCACAACCUCGGGGACCUCGGCCGACUGCGCCACGUGGCUGCGGGCCCUGCGCUGCCAGCUGGCCCUGCGGCGCCAGGAGGACGGGCGGGAGCCGGGCGUGGCCGAGGCGGCAGCGCUGCUGGCGGGCGGGCUGCGGGCACAGCGGGGGCGCGGGCUGUGCGUGGCUGUGGCGCUCUGCGGCUGGGACCGCACCGGCCCCGGCCUCUGGUACGUCUACAGCGACGGCACCCGCCUGCCCCUGGACGUGGUGGCCGUGGGCUCCGGCUCGCCCUACGCCUACGGGCUGCUGGACGGGGCCUACCGCCCCGACAUGCCGCCUGCCGCCGCCUACGCCCUGGCCCGCCACGCCGUGGCCCAUGCCACCCGCCGUGACGCCUACUCUGGGGGCUGCGUUGACGUCUUCCACGUGCGCCAGAGCGGCUGGGUCUGGGUGUCCCACAGCGACGUGGGGGAGCUGGGGGGCCUGGCCCGGGCCUUGGGGCCCACCGAGGAGGAGGAGGAGGAAGCAGAACAGACCAGUGUGGACCAGUAUAAACCAGCAGGAACCAGCCUGGAGCGUCAUUAG
This is a messenger RNA of Emys orbicularis (European pond turtle), 804 nucleotides long. It is a transcript of the gene PSMB11, whose product is annotated as proteasome subunit beta 11. The coding region runs from base 1 to 804 and encodes 267 amino acids. Gene Ontology annotation, cellular component: proteasome core complex. NCBI's taxonomy places the organism in Eukaryota, Metazoa, Chordata, Testudines, Emydidae. Gene Ontology annotation, molecular function: threonine-type endopeptidase activity. The record is from RefSeq and is a predicted model, not a curated record. The transcript has a single exon.